UUUUGAUCUUUUCAUGGUGGUGUUGGGGACUUGAGGAAGCUUUGCUGCUGCAAUGGGGAAAAGACUGCUGGAGCAUAUAAGAAUCGACAAAUGUACUCGUUAACAAGAUGAGCAACUUUGGAGGAACUCAGCAAGGCUGUGGAAGGACCAGCUGGUUGUGAUGUACAGUUGUGACGCUUAAAGGGUGCAAGUUAAGUUUUGAAAGUUUGGAUGGACAUACAAUGCAUCGCUCUAUUUUAGAAUUGUUUCACCGUAACACUACAAGAUCACAUGAGAAUGCUGAGGGGGAUUGUGCUAAUGGUCAUGAAAUUGAUGAAGAUGACGACAAAGACAAAAGUGGUGACAAUUAUGCCAGUUGUUUUGAUGAUGAACUGAAGGAAGGUUCUAAUUUCGAUUAUGGAACUAUGAAAAGGUGUAAAGGAAGUAACUGUGGGCUCAAAUCGUGGAUUCAAAUGGACCCACGACUCUUUUGUUUUCUAUAUGACGAGCAGCAGAACAAGUGCUAUUGCAAAGUUUGUGUUGAUAAUAGCAUUACUGAUACAGAGUGGACAAGUGGUAGGUCUCCGCCACAAGGUGGGUGGAAAAAAGAUUACUUGCUUCGCCACCUGGCCAGUAGGGAACACCUCCAGGCUCUGUCCGUCCCCAUAAGUGCAGCCAACUGGGAGAAGGCGUUGUUUACUGAAGCUCUGAACAGUGAGACAAAAGACGAUGUUGUUCAUCUGCUCAGAAAUGUUCUGUGGUUAAUCAAGGAACAAUUACCCAUUUCCAAAGCUAAAAGCCUACACAGGUUGAUAGAAAGCCAUGGUGUUUCUUUGGGCAGACGCCACAGAAGUAAAAAUUACAGCUGGCAGUUUGUUGCAGCUCUUAAUGAACCUGUUGAGGCAGAAAAUUUAUUGGCAUUAAAACAAGCAAGGGUUCAUUCUCUGAUUGUAGAUGAAAGUUCAGACAUUGCCACUGAAAAGCAUCUGAUGAUGUACACAAAAUAUCUUGCAAAGACUGAGCUGCAAGUGAAAUUUAUAAAGCUGCUUUAUCUGGAUGGUAAAUCUGAUGCUGGAUCCUUGUACAAAUCUAUAAAGAAGUUCUAUGUUGAGCACCAAAUCUGCCUCCAGUCUAUGGCCAUGAUAACUACAAAUGGUUCAGCUAUUAUGAUGGGAUCGAAAGGAGGUCUCCAUGUCAAGCUCAAGGUAGAUAUUCCAUGGCUUCUUGGACAACACUUUGUGGUUCAUUCAGAGGCUUUGGCCAUUAAGGAUUCAUACAAUGAAAUUGCACUUUUUCAAGAAAUAGAUGGUUGUUUCAAAGCUAUCUAUUCAUAUAUUUCCAGAUCCACAGUUAAGCAUAGCGGUUUGGAAGAAAUCUUCCAUGUCUUGGAGACGAGUACCAUCAAAUUGGCAAAGGCUUGCCACUUCAAAUGGAUAAAUCGGGGCCGGGCAAUCCAAGCAAUUUGCAAAUCCUACCAAACACUCAUAAUAUACUUUUCUGACAUGAGUUAUAAUGAUCAUGACAUCACAGCAGAAAGCAUCCUUAUUAAACUACAACAGCCUCGCAUUCUACUUGCCAUUUUCUUCUUGAGAGAUCUCCUCCACCACUUGGACAAUCUAUCAAUAUUUUUUCAGGAAAGAUUUCUGAACCCAGUUAGAAUACCUGAAAGGGUUCAAUCCACAAUUAGUCUCCUUGAAUGCAAGUACCUUGGAAACAAUAUCUUGUGGGAGAGCAGCUUUCUGUUGGGGAUCCAGUUACUGGAAAGUGGUGCUCUUUCUCGACUGCCAAUGGCAAGAAAACCACAUGGGCCAAUACUUCACAAGACAGCAGCUAAAGCUACUGAUGAGAUUGCUGACUCUGUUAAAACUUUGGUGAGGAAUAUUGUUGACAGUCUGAAGGAGAAGUUUCCUGACAAUGCAAUCAUCAGAGCUUUUCGGAUCCUAGAUCCAGAUAGGAUUCCGUCUGACCCUGAGAAACUGGCUCAGUAUGGAAAUAGCGAAACAGCAGCUCUGCAAAACCAUUUCUCAGAUUUCCUUUCCUGUGAUGGAAAAGAUUUAGUUGCUGAGUGGGAUCAGAUGAAAUAUCUAAUUGCAUCCAGAAAAGGAGAGAGUUUGGUUGAAAUCUGCAUUGACCUAGCACACUCUGAUAUGUGGAGAAAAGAAUAUCCAAACUUCUCAAUCCUAUCAGAGGUUUGUAUGGUGAUGUCAGCAUCAACCACUGAACCUGAUAGGGGAUUUACCUCUGUGAACUUGAUAAAAAAUAAAUACAGGAAUUUGCUUACUUCGGACCAGCUUGAUCAGUUGCUCAGACUGUGUUUGGAGAAGCCGGAAGAUGCACAGGAUUAUUUGGAUGCAGCCUAUGCUGCAUGGCUGCAAGCUGAACAGUGGAGGCUUCUUCUCAAAGAAUGGAGAAGAGGGGAAGAGUCAAAAACUGAAUCUGAUUCAACUGAAUCAGAUCUGGAUCCAUUGUCCGAUUCAGAAUAAGUGAUUGCUGCUCACUGGUGUCUCGGGACAUGCAUGACAAAGGGAGAAAUCAAUUUCUUUGUUAACUUGUGAUUCUCUGUUGGUGCUAUGUUGUUUGUAAUUGUAUUACAAAGAAAUGUACAUUUGCCUUACAUUACAUUACAUUUGCCUUACAUUACAUUACAUUGCCUAAAAUAAAAGGCAUCUCCCAGUAUUCUGUAUACUGUUCCUUUAUUGCCGAUUGAUAAUCCAACACAACAUGCUUCUAUAUCAUAGCAUGUCUAUCAUAUAAUAAAAGAAUUGACAAUUUUUAUACAUGAGUUUAAAUACAGCUAGGUUAUCAUGACUCAAUAACAUUUGGUACAUUUUUAAGAGAACUUUUGACACCUGCUAGUUUCUUAGAGCUUUUAACAGUCAUUGACUGUCCAAAAUUGGACGUAAUAAGUUCAAGGUGAAAUGCUGCUGCUGCUGUACAUGCGAUCAUUGCAGUGAUGCUUGGGUACAGGGUAGGAAGGAAGAUGAUGUUUGCAGAAUUGAAUUCUUAAAUCUCCUUGGGAGCUUGCGUUUUAAUAAUACUUUGAAAUAUUCACAGGUUUCAAAGUCUUAAUCAACUCCUGGGAUCCCAUAAUUGCUAAAAAUUAUAUUGCAAAGUACUGGGAAUGAUGUCACAAAAAUGAAAUUUAAAAGACUUCAUAUUGGAUUAUUCCAUUAAGUGAUAUUUUAAAAUGUGGCAUUAACUUUGAUUUUAAGAAGUAUGAAAGACUUGUAUUUGGUAUUUAUUUUGAUAAGGCAGCUGUAUACUACUUCAGGGAGUUCUAGAGCUCUGCUUCCUGUAUGCAAUGCAGAAAAGUGGAGUUAGGGCUUUUAUCUGAGCUGUCAAUGCCAUUGGCAUCGGCAACAUUUUUUUAAAUGAAACACUUUUUACAAAAUAUUUCACUUUUAUGAAUGUUCAGGUUGUCGUGUGCAUAGAUGAGUAUGAAAAUAACAUCUUCUCUGAUACUUUGUACAGUAUAUAUUUCAAAUCAAAUAGGAAGUAAACAUCCCUCAGCAAACAUUCGAGAAUAGAGCUGGGGCUGUGUUUUAUUGUUGGCAGGUCACUGGGGUGCAUUUACUACCUUCCCUUCAGUGAUAUAAUCUGCUUAUCUUGCACAGCAAGCUAUUCAUUGUUAACCAUUUCAGUGUCUAUGCUAAUUAAGUUUUAUUUAAUUCAUGCUACUUGGCUAACCUGAAACUUCAGUAUUUAGGAUUGUGCAAAUAGUUUACAACCCUUCACUUUUGCCCCAUGGAUUUCCUGUGAAUUUAACACCCUGGUAAUCUUUAUGUAUGUGAAAGCAGUUUAUAUGUGUGGUCUGUAAUUGUUGCAACCCCUGACGUAUUCGGUGCUGAAAAAUUCACCAGAAUGUUGGGUAAGGUAUGUGACCAGGUUAUGUGGUGAAUUGUAAGGGAAUGAGUACCCUUAGCUCCUUUCACUACUUCACGUGAAGGAACUGACUUGUACUGUACCGCACUAUUCCUGGGUCCAUUAAGAGUUGAUUUCUGAAUGUUAAGCAAAAGAUGGUUUGGCUCUUCCAGCCUGUAUUGAAGCUCUGCAGUGCAUAAGGUUUACUUAUUAGAUGACAAAGAAUAUUCUUGCAUGUUCGCACAAGGCAAAACAUUCUGUGCAGCAGUUCACCAAUUAUUUUUUUUAAUCAUUCUCCCUCGACACCAAUAAUUAAGUGUGAAUAGGGAAGCUGGUAGAUAUCCACAAACAUGAUUAUUCCUUUCCAUGCUUUAAAAAAAAAUUCCAUUUACUUUUUUUUUUUUUAGCAAUCACCUUGUGAAAUGGAUGGACUGAUGUUUGUUGUCGGAUAUUCCCAUGGCAUUUAAUUGAGUUCCUUGUAUAUUCUUGAGCUGCUGCUUUGGCUUGCUUAAUAUAAUUGGUGGUGGGUUUGGUAGUAAAUGUGUCCAUUGUAUUUCUGCUUAACUAAGCAAAUUUUAGUUUAUGGCAUAUAUUCAUUGUCACUUUAAAAAAUAUAUACAGAUAGUCUUAACACUAGUUUGCCAAAAAUAUUGUACAAGAUUUCUAUGAAGUGCAUGAUCCAUUUGUAGCAUUUUAACCACUGGCCAUUAAUUCACUCACUGUGCAUUUUAAUAUUAAUCUUAACAACAUGCAUUCCCACUUUAAAUAACUUUUCUCAAGAAGGUGCUAACAUGCUUUUCAAUAAAUAACUAACAUGUUGUUGUGUUUAGGUAAAAAUUGGAAAUGGAUUGACAGUAUACAUUGUGCUGAGCACUGAAAAUGGAUAUAAUUGAGGAAAUAUUAUGCUUGGAACAAGAUGAUGCAUUUAAAAAUUUGUGCUUGGAAUUGGUGUUCUGUUUAUUUGGGAGAUGGAAAAUGAUUUGAUGCAUUUAGAAUUCUAUGCUUGGAUCAGAAUUAUACUUGGAACAGGUAUGUAGCUGUGCUUAACUGGAAUUGGAUGUAUUGUGUUUUGUACUGUAUACAGGCUGCUCUUGGUUGAAAGACAAUAAAAGCGUUAAGUUUGUUAAAGGAA
Molecule: messenger RNA, 4972 nt
Organism: Amblyraja radiata (thorny skate)
Lineage: Eukaryota; Metazoa; Chordata; Chondrichthyes; Rajiformes; Rajidae
Gene: nckipsd
Product: NCK interacting protein with SH3 domain
Exons: 12
Coding region: 222-2462 (746 amino acids)
Biological process (GO): endocytosis
Molecular function (GO): Arp2/3 complex binding; protein binding
Source: RefSeq, a predicted model, not a curated record